UUGUUCCUGAUUUUCAUGAGACUAGCUUGGUCAUUUCACAGCACACUUAUGGUGCUUUGUUAAGUGCCUGCUAUGUUACUAUCAUCAUCAUCUUCCUGACAAGAUGGUGCUGUAGAAAUCUUUGCAUACUGCUAUGGGCUUCCAAGAAAAAUGAUCUCAAAGGAAAACAAAGACAAGAUGAUAAUCAUUCUAAUGAGAAGAGUUCUAAUAUCACAAUGCACACUCUUUACAAAGGGUAGAAGUAAGACUUACCAAGAUUUAAAACAUACAUAGCUUGGAACACCCUGAAGAGCAACAUGGGAGAAACUGAGAAAAGAAUUGAAACCCAUAGAAUAAGAUGUCUUUCCAAGUUGAAGAUGUUUCUGUUGGCAAUAACAUGUGCAUUUGUAUCCAAAACCCUAUCUGGAUCUUAUAUGAAUUCCAUGCUCACUCAAAUAGAGAGACAGUUCAACAUCCCAACAUCUCUAGUUGGAUUUAUUAAUGGAAGCUUUGAGAUUGGAAAUCUUUUGUUGAUUAUAUUUGUGAGUUAUUUUGGAACCAAACUGCAUAGACCUAUAAUGAUUGGCAUUGGAUGUGUGGUUAUGGGCUUAGGAUGUUUCUUAAAAUCACUACCUCAUUUCCUCAUGAACCAAUAUGAAUAUGAAUCUACAGUUUCAGUUUCAGGCAACUUGUCCUCAAACAGUUUCUUGUGUAUGGAAAAUGGAACCCAGAUUUUAAGACCAACGCAGGAUCCAUCAGAGUGUACAAAGGAAGUUAAAUCAUUAAUGUGGGUGUACGUCUUGGUAGGCAAUAUUGUACGUGGAAUGGGUGAAACUCCCAUCCUGCCUUUGGGUAUUUCCUAUAUAGAAGAUUUUGCCAAAUCUGAAAAUUCUCCUUUAUAUAUUGGGCUUAUAGAAACAGGAGCUAUUAUUGGUCCUUUGAUUGGACUUUUGUUGGCAUCAUUCUGUGCAAAUGUUUAUGUUGACACUGGAUCUGUGAACACAGAUGAUCUGACCAUAACUCCCACUGACACUCGUUGGGUUGGUGCUUGGUGGUUUGGCUUUCUGAUUUGUGCAGGAGUUAAUGUGCUCACUGCCAUUCCUUUUUUCUUUUUGCCCAAAACACUUUCAAAGGAAGGACUGGAGAAUGAUGCUGACAUCAUUAAAAAUGAAAAUGAAGAGAAACAAAGAGAAGAGGACAAGAAAGAAAAAUAUGGAAUCACUAAAGAUUUUCUACCAUUCAUGAAAAGUCUUUCCUGCAAUCCAAUUUAUAUGCUUUUCAUACUUAUAAGUGUGAUACAGUUCAACGCAUUCGUUAGCAUGAUCUCUUUCAUGCCUAAAUACGUAGAACAGCAAUAUGGAAAAUCAUCUUCAGAUGCAAUCUUUCUAAUAGGUAUUUAUAACUUACCUCCAAUAUGUAUUGGAUACAUAAUUGGUGGUUUAAUUAUGAAGAAGUUCAAGAUUACUGUCAAACAAGCUGCCCACAUAGGAUGUUGGUUAUCCUUACUUGACUAUCUUCUCUAUUUUUUAUCUUUUCUCGUGACUUGUGAAAAUUCUUCAGUUGUUGGAAUAAAUACCUCUUAUGAAGGAAUUCCACAAGAUUUGUAUAUGGGAAAUAACAUCUUUGCUAAUUGCAAUGUGGAUUGCAACUGUCCAUCUAAAAUAUGGGAUCCUGUGUGUGGAAACAAUGGCUUGUCAUAUCUGUCAGCUUGUCUUGCUGGUUGUGAGACAUCCAUUGGAAUGGGAAUAAACAUGGUGUUCCAAAAUUGCAGCUGUAUUCAAACAUCAGGAAACUCAUCUGCAGUUCUUGGGCUGUGUGACAAAGGACCUGACUGUUCCUUGAUGCUCCAGUACUUCCUAAUCUUGUCAGCAAUGAGCAGUUUCAUUUAUUCUUUGGCUGCCAUACCUGGAUAUAUGGUUCUCUUGAGGUGUAUGAAAUCUGAAGAGAAGUCCCUUGGUGUGGGAUUACAUACAUUUUGCACAAGAGUAUUUGCUGGCAUUCCUGCACCUAUAUAUUUUGGCGCUUUAAUGGAUUCCACAUGUUUACACUGGGGAACUUUGAAAUGUGGUGAGUCAGGGGCAUGCAGGAUAUAUGAUUCUACCACCUUCAGAUACAUCUACCUUGGAUUGCCAGCAGCAUUAAGAGGAUCAAGCUUUGUUCCAGCCUUAAUCAUCCUAAUUCUUUUGAGGAAGUGUCAUCUACCUGGUGAAAAUGCCUCUUCAGGAACCGAACUUAUAGAGACAAAAGUCAAAGGGAAGAAAAAUGAGUGCAAAGAUAUGUACCAAAAGCCCACGGUUUUGAAUGAUGAUGAAUUGAAAACUAAAUUGUAAUUGCCCUAUUAUAUUACUUUUUUCAGAAUUGGAGAACAUGCUGUACAACUUAAUUAUUUUAAAAAUCAACAGAGGUACUAUAGAUAACUUUUUCUUGUCUUUAAGAACCUGAAAAAAAAAUUCUUAACUCAAAAUAAUAAAAUGUUCACUAAUGAUAUUUCUAAGGUAUCAAUAACACUUGAGUUUUCCUAGGAGGGUCAUCUCUAAUAGCCCCCUAAAGAAGAUUCUUAGAGCCAGCUUUAUUUUUAUGUUGAAACAGCAAUUUCUCUUAAUUCAUCAAAGUAAGGGUGUACUUCCUACAUCUCUUUCUACUAAUAGUUCUAAAAAUUUUCUGUUAUGAAAACCUAUUUAAUUCCACUAAAUUUGUGCUUUGAUAUUGGAAUUAUUCAGAUGUCUAAAUUCUCAUUCUGUUAUGUGAAGAUUUAAAUAUUUUAUUCAAGUUUAUCACUUCCAUGUGAGAGUAGCCUACAUCUUCUUAUUCUAUUUAGGAAUCCUUCUUUAACUCUUCUAUUUAUUCUAGGCAUGACUCCUAUAUAAUAGAUUAGUCAUAAAUAUACCUUCCUGCUUUCAAUUUUUUCUCGUCUUUGUUACUCAUACAUUUGAUCAAUUUGUACAGUAUACUGACAAACUUAAGCAGGUUAUUAAAAAUCAUGAGGCAAAGAUUGUUGGAUUUUUUAUUUUCAGCAAUUCAAAUCUGGUGACUAAAGUCUUUCUUAAAAGCAAGUGUCUGAAUCAAAGGAUGAAAGGACAAUAUUAUAAAAACUCCAGCUCUUAAAGUCUGUUUGUAAUGUCAGAUAUUGUCAAAGAACCACUUUCUCAGACUCAGGACUCUUUAGACCAAUGUUUAUACCACCCAUUGUGUCCUAAGGUAGAACACAAGCACUAAUUUUCCGAAAAUAAUCUUAGACAAUAGCUUCUGUUAUGAAACAGAGUUUAAUAAAGGCUAAGGUACAUAUUAAAAGCUAAAUCUACUUAUAUUAUUAUUUUGUAAAUUAUGGAUAAAAUUAAAAAUUGAAGGAUUUUAGAUAUAGAAGAGGACUUACUGAUUAAUAUAGGCUUCUGGUAAAAGAGGGUAGAAUGAACAGACAAAUACCAUUUGUCUACUCUUUAUUCUCCUUCCUGUUGAAAUGACAGUCAAUAUUUAAGAAUGACAUAAAUCCUAAUGGAUGAAGAGAAUGGAGUAAGAAAGGGUGGGAGAAGUGGGUGUUCAUACAUUAUGCUUAUUUAUGUGUGCUAUAAAUGGAGAGUGUCUGCAGGGAUACAACAGAGUGGAGGAAGCUGAAAUACAGAAUACACCUAGAAGAAGCCUGGAAUGGAAGUGUGAAACUGAGUUACCAGUUCAGGGUGUGAGUUGGUAGCUGGACAGAAAGCAGGCCAGUUAACUGAAGGACUUUGUACAGAUGCUUUACAGGUUAAUAUGAUUUCCCAAAUGAUCGGAUGCAUCACAUGAAAAAAGAAAGCAACUGAGAAGAGAAAGGCUGUAUAGAACAGGUUUAAGGGGAAGGAUGAAAAGCUAAGUUUCAGUUUCAUGAAGUUUGAGACUUCAACUCAGGGCAUAUUAAAAAUAACCAAGGUUCAAGAUGAGACUGGCCUUGAAACAAGAGAGAGGAACUAUAAUCAUUGGAAAGGGGGAGUUUAACUUUGAUGUAGGUAUGACUGCAGCAGUGAGAUAUCGUGUUAAGAUCUGAUGACAUGAAAUUUGGAGCCACUUCCUUUGUGGUGUGAGGAAGUGAGAAGAAUGGCCUGGAAACUAAAACAAGGAGAAAAGACUUACCUAUAUUCACAGAGCAGUAAGAAAAAGUAAACAGCCACUGCAUGAGAAGGUUUCAGGGGAAUCAGAUUUUGCUGAGUGUGCGAUGAUGAAGAGAAUGCUCAUUUCUGAACUGGAAUCUGAGAUAAAAAGAAGCGAAUAGGAGGUAUAUGGAAGUUAGACUUAUGGAAAUUAGAAGAAGGGGAAUGAGAGAUAGCUUGGAAUUCUGGCUAUUUAGGUGACUGACAUAAAUGGGAGCAGAGGACAUAAUGAGGUUAGUGCUUAUGGAUUCAAGGCAGACAGUGUUGGUGAAACUGUGAGUGUCAAAAUUAGGUGAGGUGGUGACUGGGCUCCCUGGUGACUUCUCGUCAUGGAGGAAAACUGAAUAAGCAAAACUUACUCAAGCUCCUGAGGCCUAUUCAUUAUCCCUAUUGAUCGAUUUGAGGUGAUCUGAGAAAGCUGUCUUACUUUGUGGACAAUUCACCACUUGCGCACCCUCAGUGGAGCAUCAUAGGCCCAGAGAGACGUGGCUAUGGACUUAGUACCUUGGCCUUUUAUCCCCUCAUGGAGGAGACGGCAUUUUACUCUGAAAGUAUAGGGUUCUCCUUUGACAUUUCUUAGUGGGAGAAAGCAGGUCAGAGAAAGUGGGUGUUGGAGUGCUUUGGGAUCCCUCAUGACCUCUGUUGUUGGUAUACGUGAAGCCUGGGAGUUUAGUUCUUAUUCUGAGCACUUGUACUGCCUCAUGAGGGUAGAAAUAAUGGCAUAGCAGACAGAUGGAGAAGAGAAACAAGAGAACAGGUAGUGAGAAGUCGAGAGUCAGUAAUUUUCUUUCUUAAUAUUGUGGGGAGUAUAAAGCUAAUGAAACUAGAAAUAGUGGUUUAAUGUAUUACUUAUAAUUCAAAAAUUAUAAGCAAUACAUUUAUUACUAUAUUUACAAAUGUUUACACAGUUUCUUUGUGAAUCCACCUAUGGUUUUAUUUUAAUUAAUUUUUUUAUUUCAAAGCAAUGAAAUGUUGCUUUGUGGAGUCCGAUAGCAUUAUAUCACGUAAAUGGGUUUCUGCUACAUCUCCACAUUAUUGGGGAGAUGCUUGAACACCUCAGAAUACACACACCCUUAAGGUUCAAGCGCUGGGGUUGAGCUCUACAUAAGGGAAUUUUCCUCCUCCCAGAAGGGCGAUCAUUGUAUAGACAGACAGGAAGACAGAACCAGAAUGACUUCUGUGGGUGGAAAUAGUGCCAUCAGAAUCAUUUAUUUUAUGAAAUAAAUAUUAUUUAUCUACAUUGAAAAAAUACUGCUCCUCCUAAAAUCAUUAACUUCUCCUCAGAUGACUUUAAGACAUUUGAGUAACAGCACAUGAAGUGGUAAAGACCCUUAGUCUUUCUGGUAGAUUAGAAGAGCCUUUUAAUUAGUCUCUGGAAGGACACUAGGGAUUGCAGCUGAAUAAAUAUAUUAAGAAUAACAAAUCAGUUCAACACUGAGUACAGUCUGAGUUGGAAUUUUCCAUGGAAAUUCUCUUAUGUCUCUUCUAACAAUAAGGAAGACAAAACAAAGACUAAGUAAUUAAACAAAAGCUCGAAAUGUUUUGUAACCAAAAGCUUUAAAUGUUAUGUAACCAGAAUGCUAUGUAACCAGAGCUGUUAGAUCAGAUACUGGCCGAUUCAUAGGUGAACCUCCGCUUUGUGGGUCCUCUCAUGCGUCCCCAUUUUGAGAAUGUAAGUAAUUUGACUUUGCAGCCCUUCCAAAAAGGGUACUAUCCCACUUCUCCUGGCAUAAAUCAUACAUUGACUGAACGUACACCAUCUGAAAAUCACUCAUGCUGCUUGAACCAAGGCCAUUAUCAGAGAAAGCUCCUGGUGGAAGAGGUUGUAGAUGUUAAAAGAGUAUGAUUUCUAUAUCAAAAAAAUGCAGAAAUUGACAGAAUGGUUCUUAUUUACUGGGCCUGAAGAAUUCCUGUUCUGGCAUUCUUAGAUCCCUCAAAUGUAUUACCAAGGGGAAAAGGAAAAAGAGGUAAGCAGGCAGUAGGGUAAGCCGUUGUUUGCUUGCCAAGGAACUGGAGAGUGCAGAUUUCAGGCUCCCUUGAGGAAAUUCUCCUGAGCCCUUAGCCAGGAGAAGAGAGCAGAGAAUGCUUUUCUGUAGAAUCCCAAGGGGCAUAAAAGAGGAUGAGUAACUGGGUCCUUUGCAAGUUCCCGACCCCUAAGCCUUCCCAACAUGGAGAAACUACACCAGUGUUCAAAAGUUUCUAGGUUGGAGGAACAAACUUGAGCAUCAAGGGCAGAUGAUUUGUUAACACAGUCCUGUGCAGAGGGCUCCUUUAGAAGGCAUCCCCUGUGACCAAAACACAGAGAGCACCUUCUACGUUCUGGCGUUAAGCCAUCAAUGCAUCCAGCUGUAAUCCAUCCUCAAACCUGGAAUCCAUCCCUUGACUUCCCAGCCAGACCACAUUCCAUCCCAUCACUGUGUCCAACCCUGCCCAGAAUGCAUGCUGUUCUCCCAGAGUCUCAUGGAAAUGAGGACUUGCACUGAAAUAGGCUGUGGGAAACAAAAGGAUAAGGAGGUCUGGACCAGUCUAUAAUGGUAGCGGGUGAAAACAACCUGUGGAAAAACACAUGAGUUCAUUAGGAAAUAAGGUGACAGAUCCCCAGCUGGUGAAGAACUAGAAUGUCUAUUAUGCUCAUACAAUUGAUGUUUUAAUACACCAGAGCUACCACACAAAACUUCCCUCCAUGUGAAAGCUUCCAGAUAAAAUCCCGCCAUCCCUCCUCUCCUCAUGUCCUCCUGCUCAGACCCACCUUCAUGCCCCUAAACCAAUCUGCAUCGUGCCUGUUUCAGAGAGUCAUGGGAAGAUGGGCAGUGCCUCCACUGUCACCAUUCCCCACACCUCUGCACAUUUCUGCCCCUUCCCCUCUAGACUCCACAACUUCACAGUCUUACUGUUGUAAAUAUUCCUGUACAGUUAGUAAUGUUCAAAUGAUCCUGUGGUCAGAGGCUUCUUUGGUGGUGUCUUCUUACCCUUAAGAGAGGUCAUGAAAUCCAGAAGGGGCAACCUUUCAAGGAGAGCUUUGGAGUCAUUUCUGUUUGAGACACUAUUGCAUAUUCCUGUAAGAUUGCUUUUAUAUUUAAGGAAUGAUGUUACUUAACAAAUGAACAAAAAAAAUUGCAAAUAAAUUUCUUAACAGUUU
Molecule: messenger RNA, 7239 nt
Organism: Piliocolobus tephrosceles (Ugandan red Colobus)
Lineage: Eukaryota; Metazoa; Chordata; Mammalia; Primates; Cercopithecidae
Gene: SLCO1A2
Product: solute carrier organic anion transporter family member 1A2
Exons: 16
Coding region: 297-2309 (670 amino acids)
Biological process (GO): bile acid and bile salt transport; sodium-independent organic anion transport; transmembrane transport
Cellular component (GO): basolateral plasma membrane
Molecular function (GO): bile acid transmembrane transporter activity; protein binding
Source: RefSeq, a predicted model, not a curated record